CGUGGCCCGGGACACGCCUUCCCCGGAGCGGAACAAAACGGGGCGCGGGCCGGGCGCACCCAGUCGCCGCUUCCGAAGAGCGUUCCCGCCCGCGCGCCGCGCAGCCAGUUACCAGUUUCAGGAUGCCGAACUGGGGAGGAGGCAAGAAAUGUGGGGUGUGCCAGAAGACGGUUUACUUUGCGGAAGAGGUUCAGUGCGAAGGCAGCAGCUUCCAUAAAUCCUGCUUCCUGUGCAUGGUCUGCAAGAAGAAUCUGGACAGCACCACUGUGGCUGUGCACGGCGAGGAGAUCUACUGCAAGUCUUGUUACGGCAAGAAGUACGGCCCCAAAGGCUACGGCUACGGGCAGGGCGCCGGCACACUGAGCACCGACAAGGGGGAGUCUCUGGGCAUUAAGCACGAGGAGGCCCCUGGCCACAGGCCCACCACCAACCCCAAUGCCUCCAAGUUUGCGCAGAAGAUUGGCAGCUCCGAGAGGUGCCCUCGAUGCAGCCAGGCAGUCUAUGCGGCUGAGAAGGUGAUCGGUGCCGGGAAGUCCUGGCAUAAGUCCUGCUUCCGGUGUGCCAAGUGCGGCAAAGGCCUCGAGUCCACCACCCUGGCCGACAAGGAUGGCGAGAUUUACUGCAAAGGAUGCUACGCGAAAAACUUCGGACCCAAGGGCUUUGGCUUUGGGCAAGGAGCUGGGGCUUUGGUCCACUCUGAGUGAGGCUGCCGCCAUCCACCACACACUGCCCACUCCCGUGCUUCUCAUCGCCGUUCCUUUCCCAGCAGCCUUGGCAACCUCCUGGAUUCCUCCUCCCUCUCAGCCCCGCCACGCAUCACUAAUGACUUGAACUUGGGUGUUUGGCUCCCUUUGGUUUGGAGUCUGCCUGAGAUCCCACUCCUCUAAAGGGCUCCCUCUGCCUGGGACGUGACACCAUCACCAGCAGGAGACCUCAGUGUUUUAGUGCAGGUGGGACUGGGCCCAUCUCCCCACACCCUGCCCCACAGUCUUCUGUUCUUAGCCUGUUAGGCUGAGUGUCCAUCAUCAACUUGCCAAGAUCCGUGAGCCCACGUCUCGGAUCCCAGAGGAGCAGUAGUCCCGGGGGAGAGGGAAGCAGGACCAAGAUGGGGCAGAGGAAGCUGGUGGUUCAUUAGACCUGAGAUUCUCUUUUGCGGGUAAGAGGGUAGGCUUCUUGGUGUCCCUCAGGAUAGGCCUGGGGAGUUCCAGUUGGGGAGUCUCUGUGGAUGCAGAGGGCACACAGACAGGGCCAUGGACUGUAGAGGCCACUUGCCUCUCUGGGCCUCUUCCCUUUGAGGUUCUAGGGACCUGGUGUCCUUCCCCUCGGGGUGAGGAAAACAGCCCAGGUCUGAGGACCCAAAGUCAGGGUGUGGUCUGACCUCCCCAGGCGUCAAGUUCCUUGUUUGGCGGGGGCCCCAGUGAAACACAUCCCAACACACUUUCAUAUAACAGUGGCCCAAACCUGAGGGUAAAUAGCUCUGCCCCUAACCCCGGUCCCGGGGCUGUGGUGGCAGCUCCUCCCCGUCCCAGCACAGACCAGGCCAGUGCUCUGUUCCUGCCACUCCUGCUUGACCCUUAAGAGUUGGAGGGAGGCACACACGGCCUCAGUCUUCAUCUGGACACUGCUUGCCUAUGUGCCCGGUCCUCAGGACCUGCCUGCCCACUCGGGACCUUACCCUGGCCACUCUGCCCUUCUCUGGCCACAUCACCCCCCAACCCUUCCAGGCCCCAGGUGAGGAGCAGCAGGAGGAAGGGGAGGGGCUGGGCCUCGCUGCUGCCAGUGACUGAAAGGACUACCGUAUGCGGAGGAGUCACCUGGAAGGGCUGCAGGCACGAGCUGUGUUCAAGCUGACUUCUCACCUGGUCAAUAAAAGUCUUAGAACAGAA
Messenger RNA from Enhydra lutris kenyoni (northern sea otter), 1886 nucleotides. Its product is annotated as cysteine and glycine rich protein 1. The record is from RefSeq and is a predicted model, not a curated record. Lineage: Eukaryota; Metazoa; Chordata; Mammalia; Carnivora; Mustelidae. Gene Ontology annotation, cellular component: nucleus; Z disc; cytoplasm. Bases 123 to 704 code for a protein of 193 amino acids. Gene Ontology annotation, molecular function: actinin binding; structural constituent of muscle. The transcript is spliced from 6 exons. Gene Ontology annotation, biological process: muscle tissue development; sarcomere organization.